UGAAACUGGUACUUGCAAGAAUGAAUCGCAUGCCGCCGCGAUCUCUGUCACUGUCACAGUCAGAUGACAUCAGCCGUAAGCCCAGGCAGGUGCCGCCGGUGGUGGCGGUCGACAAGGAUAAGAACAGCCAGCAGGCGAUGAAAUGGGCGGUCGACCACCUCCUCAUCAACACCAACUCCAUAAUCCUCGUCCAUGUCAGGACCCAGCCAGAUCUCCUUAAUAGUGGUUUAUCUGUGACCGAAGCCAACCAAGAAAUGAGCAAAGAGCAAGUGGAAGCUGAGCUUACACAACUCUUUGUUCCAUAUCGUGGAUUCUGUGCUCGCAAAGGGUUGCAGCUGACGGAGGUGAUUUUGGAAGAUUUUGAUGUCUCGAAAGCCAUCAUCGACUACAUCACCUCAAACAACAUCCAGAAUGUCGUAGUUGGUGCUUCAAGCAGGAAUGCACUCAGGAAAUUCAUGAAUCCUGAUGUCCCAACAUGCUUGACAAAAGGUGCGCCAGAGUUUUGUGGAGUGUAUGUCAUAUACAAGGGGAAGCCAUUGACGAUCCGGACAGCAAAAGUACCUGCUCCUGUUAAUACUUUUCCUCCAAAGCAACAAAUGGCUCUGGAUAGUCCAUAUCGACAAGCUGAACACUUUGAUCAUUCCAUUAGGUCAGCCACAGAAAAUGCAGUAAUCACUAAAUACAGGAACUCUGAAAGGCCUCCUGAUUACAUGCGGGGUAAUAAGCCCCUCCCCACACCUAGGAUGACAUCAAAUGAUGCAUAUAUUGACAUCCUUGACUCCUCUGUCAGAUCAUCAAGGACCAACUAUCAUGACUCAUACACGGGUAAUAUUGAUUUCCCAGCAAGCACGAGCUUCCGAUCUGACCUCAGUGAUGCAUUUGAGUUGGGAUAUACAGAAAGCCCUCGAGGUUUCCUGCCUCCAGCAAUUAGCUCAAUGAGAGAGGCCGAGGCUGAAAUGAGAAGGCUAAGACUCGAGCUAAAGCAGACAGCAGAAAUGUACAAUGCAGCUUGCAAGGAAGCAAUUAUGGCCAAAGAGAAGGCUAGAGAGUUGCAAAAGUUGAAGAUCGAAGAAGCCCGGAGAAUUGAGGAAUUAAGACAAUCUGAAGAGGCAGCCCUUGUGCUCGUCGAAUUAGAAAAGGCAAAGUGCAAGGCUGCAAUGGAAGCUGCUGAAGCAGCACAAAAAAUUGCAGAACUCGAGGCCAGGAGAAGAUACAAUGCAGAGUUGAAAGCCAGACGAGAGGCAAAGGAGAGGAAGAAAGCAACGGAAUCUGUGUUACGUUCUGAAAUUCAUUACAGGAAGUACAGCAUUGAUGAGAUAGAAGUCGCUACAAACUUCUUCUCAUCGGCACUGAAGGUUGGGGAAGGUGGAUAUGGGCCUGUCUUUCGAGCUACACUGGAUCACACACAAGUUGCCAUUAAAGUUUUACGACCAGAUGCAUCACAAGGGAGAAAGCAAUUCCAGCAAGAGGUCGAGAUUCUGAGCUGCAUCAGGCAUCCCAACAUGGUAUUGCUUCUUGGUGCCUGCCCAGAGUAUGGCUGCUUGGUAUAUGAGUACAUGGACUACGGAAGCUUGGAGGACAGGCUCCUCAGACGAGGAAAUACUCCCCCAAUACCAUGGGCUACACGAUUCAAAAUUGCUGCCGAGAUAGCUACAGCAUUACUCUUCCUUCAUCAGACUAAGCCAGAACCAUUGGUUCACCGAGAUCUUAAGCCAGCCAACAUCCUCCUGGACCACAAUUAUGUAAGCAAGAUCAGCGAUGUUGGCCUAGCAAGACUGGUGCCAGCAUCAGUAGCCGACAGUGUCACACAGUACAGGAUAACAUCAACUGCUGGAACGCUAUGUUAUAUUGACCCUGAAUACCAACAGACGGGUAUGCUUGGUGUAAAAUCUGAUAUAUACUCCCUAGGAAUAAUGCUGCUCCAAAUUAUUACAGCAAAACCUCCAAUGAGCCUCACGCAUCAUGUAGAGAGGUCCAUCGAAAAAGGAAAUUUUGCAGACAUGCUGGACCCAGCUAUUGAGGACUGGCCAGUGGAAGAGACUCUUGCAUUUGCUAAGCUCGCUUUGAAGUGUGCUGAGCUGAGGAGAAAGGACCGACCUGAUUUAGGGAAGGUUGUGUUACCAGAGCUCAGCCGACUGAGAAGCAUCGGUCAAGAAUACAAAGCAUCUCGCAGCAACAACAGCAGACAUCUUGGUGCUGCACCCAAAACAUUUGACAGUAUAUCUAAGGGAGCAAUGUCGCUCAUCCAUCAGGAACAGAUAAGUGAUUCAAAUGUCAGUGAGUCAUGGACCUAUUCUACUGAUGGCUAAGGAGAAAGCUUAGUGAUUCUUUAGUGUCCAGAUAAGGAGGGAGCUGAAUUAGUAGACAAAUAUGCAAAUAGAUAUGGCCUGUCGUACAUGAAAAAAAAGGAAAUGAUGAUCAUUUAUGCUCCAUGUGGACAUAAAUUUGACUCCUUAUCUGGUGAACAUUGGAACCUCUUACUGCUCAAAUGUCAUUUAGAAUAAUCAAAUUUAUCAUUGAUAUGGAUGUACCUUCCUUUCUAUAAUUUGAUUCUAAAGGCCGCACAUGCAAGAAUAGCAAGUUAUCAAACUGCUUACAGAUACGUACCGGUAACAGCCAUUAACCAUAUGAAAGAUGGAAAUCCAAUACAGUCACCUUUUCCCACUUUUAAGUUCAAUCAAUGACAUAGGGAUUCCAACAUCCUACUCAAAAGAUACAUGUCGUUGAACUAGAUAAUAAAUUCUGACUUUCACCAAAACAAACCGCUGUUUACAUGUUCAACAAUGAGAAGAACCAUGCUGUCUUAUAGGAUAAAACGGCUGCUUCUCGAUAGAAACAGUGACAAAGUCUCACUUGAAAGAAAGCAUACAUGUGGUGGUUUUCAAAAUGAAGAGUGUAUGCAAGGCAAUAAGAUUGCUAAUAAGGCAGCGACAGAAAUGAAAUUGAGUGAUAUCAAAGGUGCAUCAAUAAUUUGCAUGAAACUUCUAUUUUCCCCAAACACAAGGAUCAUGACAUUGUAUGAAACCUUUCUCUUCCCUUGUGUUCCUUAUGCAACCAGAUAGAAGUCACCUCUUGGUUUAUACAUAUAUGUGUGUAUACAUAGAAGCAAGAUUCUAGACACAUCACCGAGAAAAAUUAGCACCAUCCCACUCCACAACAGUGAAGCACGAUAGCAGCCUAGAUGGCUAAAGAAUCAUAAUUAUCAAAUAACCACAAGACUAAUAUAUAUGUAAGGCACGGACCCUAAUUAAAAAUUAAAACUUGCAGUGGAAACAAUUCAGGACUUUUAAAAGAACUAUUUUCUUCGAGUCUAAAACUUGCAAACCUAAAAA
Messenger RNA from Musa acuminata subsp. malaccensis (wild Malaysian banana), 3332 nucleotides. RefSeq names its product U-box domain-containing protein 52. Gene Ontology annotation, biological process: protein phosphorylation. Gene Ontology annotation, molecular function: protein kinase activity; ATP binding. The record is from RefSeq and is a predicted model, not a curated record. Lineage: Eukaryota; Viridiplantae; Streptophyta; Magnoliopsida; Zingiberales; Musaceae.